Anisakis simplex (herring worm) is the source of this 360-nucleotide messenger RNA. The record is from the annotation of a GenBank genome assembly. NCBI's taxonomy places the organism in Eukaryota, Metazoa, Nematoda, Chromadorea, Rhabditida, Anisakidae.
AUGGAAUUGCAGCCGGAUUCGCGUGAAACAGGACUGAAUUAUCGGAGCGUUCAGUCGUAUGCACGAUACGAAAAUCAGCAACAGCCGCCAUGCGACAUCCAUUCAACUAGAGCAACUCUAUCACCGGCAGCCACAGCAAAUGACAGCCAAGUGCAGCCAAGACUUGUAAUGCCUGAUUAUGGUACAUUGGACAGUGCAAGAUCACAUAUGAGUCGACCUCGUUCAUUUAGUCCCCUUAAGACACCACGAACACCUUCUGAUACCUUACAGAAGAAAAGUCGGUCGAAAUCUCCUCGGAAGAAAGCCGCCGCUCAGAUCACUUCAACAAUUGAUUAUCUCUCAUCGCAGUGCCAAACAGAA